Molecule: messenger RNA, 2893 nt
Organism: Dromiciops gliroides (monito del monte)
Lineage: Eukaryota; Metazoa; Chordata; Mammalia; Microbiotheria; Microbiotheriidae
Gene: FAM221A
Product: family with sequence similarity 221 member A
Exons: 9
Coding region: 125-1057 (310 amino acids)
Source: RefSeq, a predicted model, not a curated record
CCGUGGGCGCGCGAACCUAACGCGUCGCCAGGGUAACGGGCGGGAGCAGAGCUUGGGCUAGGGCGAGCCGUUCGCGGCGGCGGCGCCGAGAGGGCGGAAAGAUCGCGGCCGCCGGGAGGCCGCCAUGGAGCGGCUGACCGUGUCCCCCGGGGCCGCCGCCGCCGUGGACGAGUACCUGGAGUACAGAAGAGCCCUGAAGAGCAAAUGGUGCGCCACAGACGCUGCUCUAUUGGGAGUCACAGUCAGAGGAAUUGUUGGUGAGGAUGACGGAGGUAAACUUUUCACCCCUGAAGAAUAUGAAGAAUACAAAACUAAAGUUUUACCAAUGCGAUUACGAAACAGAUUGUUUGUGAGUUGGAGAUCGCCGAUGGGCAUGGACUGUAAACUGGUGGGCCCAGAAACUCAGUGCUUUUGUACACACAGGUAUAAACAGCAUAAGACGGACUUGGAAGUCAUCCCAACAGAGCGCCCAAUCUCCCUGCCUUGUAGAGUGAAUCAGUGCCCUUGCACCUCUUUUUACUAUGUGCCUUUGAGUGGGACUCGGCCCAUCCGGUGCAAGUGUAAGCAUUUUGCUGACCAGCACAGUGCAGACACGAGUCGGAUUUGCAGAACAUGUACCAAGUGCCCAGGAUUUCAUAGUUACUUCACUUGUAGUUGUGGUCAUCCCGCAUACACACAUGAGACAGUGGUGGAGACCAAAGAAGAGAGGCUGGCCCUGGGCAAGCCCGUGGGGCACGAUGUCCCUUAUGCUGCAAUGGGAGGACUAACGGGAUUUAGUUCACUGGCAGAAGGCUACAUGAGACUAGAUGACAGCGGAAUAGGUGCACCUCCACGUGAAAUUUUAGAAUCUCCAAUUACUGCCGCAGACCACCCAUUCCUAAGAGCAUUUCAAGAGCCAUCUAGUUCUGUUCAAGGUACAAGUAAUCAAGCAUCUUCCUUAAGGAGACCCGAUGAAGAUGAUAUGGCAUACUUUGAAAGGCGCUACCAAGAGAGGCUGAAAAUGGAAAAGGCCGCUAAGAAGAAAGCAGCGGGGGCCUUGCCGUCCACAAAACGUUAAGGAUCGCAGGAAGGGGUUAACCACCAGGAUGAAUAAAUGUCACUGGAGUAGGUUACAUUUUCAGUAAGAGGAACAAGUGAACCAUUUACUGCAGCAGGUGCCCAGCCUCUACAAUGCAUUUCUCCCCCAACAUCGGCUUCAAGAUGGUUAAAACUGAUCUCCGUAGUUGGAUUCUCAGGUCCUGUGUCUUGUCCAUUUCUGGCCAGCACCUAGGAGGAGUCAGUACUCCCCCCCCCCAUCCCUCUGUAUUUAGCUUAUCCAACAGUAAAGGGCUCUACCGAAGCUAUAUUCUGUGAUCCUGAUUCUUGUUAGGGGGAGAUCAAGAGAGAAAGAUGGGACCUGACUGCUAAUAAGAAUGAUAACAACCAAAGCUUCUCCACUGUUCUUACUGUGUGCCAGGUACCGGACUCAGCGCUUUAUAAGGAGUAUCUCGUUUGGUCCUCACAACAAUCCUGGGAAGUGGGUGUCGUUAUUACCCUUGUUUUACAGAGGAAACUGAGGGGAACAGAUUAUGUGACUGGGCCCAGAGUUACAGAGCUAGGAAGUGUAAGAAAAAGAAGCCCCUUAGGAAGUUCUGGAAUGAGAUAAGUGAAAAGAAACUUAACACUGACUUUUAUAUAGCUUAUUGGUCCCCACCCUCCCCAGGUGCCUACUGUGGCACACCUCCCAGUAGCCUGGAGGGGAUUUACCUUUGGUAAUCGAAGACUAGACCAGUGGCAGGUUCAACUGUGCUGGAAGAGCUUUGAGAAGGGUUCCAGCAGAUUGUUUUCUAGGGAUUCAUUUGCAGGGGAAAACCAACAAAAACUUUGUUGUAGAUUCCUCCCUGGGCUACUUCGCUGACUUAUAGUAACACCUGAGGGAUGGGGCUCCAGAAAGUUUCUUACUCUUCCUCAUCAUUUUGUACAAUGCCUGGAUCAUCCAUGUCUGUCUGUCUGUCUCCCUAUGAUUCAGGUUCAUUCAGUCCGCUCCCCUUCUAAAACUGCAGGUCAGGGACUCUUACCAUUGGGAUUCCCAUGAAUAAUCAGCUGACACACUCAAUCAUUUCUUAGCAAAGGCGUUCACUCAAAUGCCGUAGCAAGACCAGAAUGUUUCCCUCUGCCCCAGAUAUAUACCAUGAUGGCCAUGGGGGUGAGCGCUUCUUGUGGAAGGACUCCAUAUGGUCCAGGAAACUUGCAGCUAUGGAGCCCCAAGCCUGUAAAGAGCUUAUCCCUGGGCAUCUCUUUUGGACAGGUGGGCUUUUCCCAUGGAGCCCCGGGCCCUGGCUUGUCAUGGGCUUCAGAUGGUGGUCCUCAGCAGGGAGUGUGUCUUCAAGCUUCCUCCUGUUCCCUCAUGACCUCAGCUCCCAGGCUUGGUGAGCCUCCUCUGCAGGUUAGACUCUGACUAGGGAAUGGCAGUUGGCUCUCUCAUCACCUUUGUCCAUCAUCAGAAUGGUAGGGGCAUGGGAACUGUGGCUCUGGGCUUCAAUGUUUUCCAGGUGUUUAUCUUUUAAAAAUAGUGUUCUCUCCUUGGUCCAUGCAAAUGAGUGGCCAAACGCACAGUGCUUGGCACAUCGUAAGUACUUAAUAAAUGCUUGUUGCUUGUUUUGGGUGGGGGGAAGAGCUCCUAAAAAGCUAAGUCCUUUCGGGGGACCUCAUAGGCUUUCCUGGCCUUUUCUUAUGCCAAUGAACAACCCAAAGCUUUGGUUCCUUUGCUGGGAUAGAAUGGGCCAAUGGCAUCUCUAUUAGGUUCAAACGUAAUGACUGGGACCUAAAAGGAUCUACUCACAUCUGGAAAGAGGAUCACUUCUACAAUGUCUUAAUCUUAUGGGGAGUGAAUUUCAGGCAUCUGUGAAUUUGG